This is a messenger RNA of Oldenlandia corymbosa var. corymbosa, 1880 nucleotides long. NCBI's taxonomy places the organism in Eukaryota, Viridiplantae, Streptophyta, Magnoliopsida, Gentianales, Rubiaceae. The record is from the annotation of a GenBank genome assembly.
AAGAAACAGAGAGAGAAGAGAGGGAGAGAGGAGAAAGAGAUGACCAGAAUGGGACAAAGUAACACAAAUAAAGCAAUGCCAUCCAAUUUGAUGAGAUUUGUCUAUACAGUCUCCUCAAUUCUUUCCUCAUUUACUUGGUUCCAAGAAGCUUAGGACAUAUCUCCCCACUUCUUGGUACCCUCCAUCCCCAUCACUACCAUCCGACACCUCCUAUAGAGUUCUCCCAAACAAUCCAAAUUCAAUAACCACCACCAGAACCACCGUCGUUCUGCUCUUGUCCUGUGUUCCCAUAAGCCAUUGACUAACACAAGGAUUUGACAUAGAAUGGAUGCCGAUGAAUUGAGGCGCGUGUUCCAAAUGUUUGACAGAAAUGGAGAUGGCCGAAUCACGAAGAAAGAGCUGAAUGACUCGUUAGAGAAGAUGGGAAUAUUUAUCCCAGAAAAGGAGUUAGAGCAAAUGAUCGAGAAAAUUGAUGUGAAUGGGGAUGGAUGUGUGGAUAUCGAUGAGUUUGGGGCGUUGUACCAAACAAUCAUGGAUGAGCGGGAUGAAGACGAGGACAUGAGAGAAGCCUUCAAUGUGUUUGAUCAAAAUGGUGACGGUUUUAUCACCGUAGAGGAGCUAAAGACAGUGUUGCAAUCACUUGGUCUAAAGCAGGGCAGGACUAUGGAGGAUUGCAAAAACAUGAUUAUGAAGGUGGAUGUGGAUGGAGACGGAAGGGUCAAUUUUAAUGAAUUUAAACAAAUGAUGAGAGGGGGUGGAUUUGCUGCAUUGUCUUCUUGAUUUUAUCAUAAUAUUUUCGAGUUGGGAUGUUUAUUCUUCUAAUUUUUUAUUUUAGGUUUGUAAAUAUAUUCUUUUCUUUUUUUUUCUUUUAUUUAAAGCAAAUCAUCCUUGAUUUUAAGUCCUCCACUACCAAAUUGUCUCCCACAGGGCGGAGGGAAGGGGACUAGCAAGGGUGGUCAUCCCCUCCUCUGAAAUUUUGUUUCAGUGAGUCGACAUUUUCAAUAUUAAAUUCUACUUUUACUAUUUCAUUUUUUCUCCAUAAAAAUUUUGUUAAUUUCUACAUUUUUCUCAUCCAAAAAUCUCCAUCAUAAACAAAGAGAAGAAAAGUCUCAUUAGCACCCCCUUUCAUCAGGAGUGGAUUAUAUAAGUUGUGACUUCAAAUUUGGCAUAUCUACGAAACAAAGUUUGGUAAUCCCUCAAAUAGGAUACUAUUUCCUUUAAUAUAAUUUCUGGUUUGGAGCUUAAAUCAUAACCAUUAAUGAUAAUAAUAAAUCUUUCUUUUCUUUUUUUUAAAUUUUUUAUUUCUUUUGGUGAAUGACGGUUGGGAAAAAGUUUCAAAUUGUAGCAUUUUCAAUUCAUUAAUUUUUUUUUCUCUUAUGGUUCUUUUCAAUUUGUUGAACUUAUUUUUGGUUUGAUACUCCUUGGUAAUCGUUCCAAGUAGUGCUCUUCAAUUACCUACGCCAAAUUAAUUUUUUUGAACACCCUAAUUCACUCCAAACUCCUCUCUCUCCACUCCCCCCCCCCAAAAAAAAAAAAACAAGUGCGCUAUCUGGGGGUGUUCUACCAGCCACUUUAAUGGCUUGCCAAUCAAACAAUUUGUGUAGUUGUAGGUUUGGAGUUUUUUGAAAAACAACCAUUUAACAAAAUAAAUGGAUUAUAUGUUUGCCGAUUUGGGUUAACUAGCAUCGGUCAUACAACCAGAUUUAGAGGUUAAAACCGUUUUAUUUAUGAGUGUCUACAAAAUUUAAUGUUAAUUCAAGUUUUUGCUCAAGUACAUAGCCAAAAGUUAUUUAUACUUUGUAAGACAACUGCACCCUACUUUAAAACAAUUUUGACCAAAUUGGUAUAUCUUCCAUAAUACCUUUUGGUAUUAGGCUGGC